Molecule: messenger RNA, 4330 nt
Organism: Centruroides sculpturatus (bark scorpion)
Lineage: Eukaryota; Metazoa; Arthropoda; Arachnida; Scorpiones; Buthidae
Product: CCAAT/enhancer-binding protein-like
Exons: 5
Coding region: 479-1663 (394 amino acids)
Biological process (GO): regulation of transcription by RNA polymerase II
Cellular component (GO): nucleus
Molecular function (GO): DNA-binding transcription activator activity, RNA polymerase II-specific; RNA polymerase II transcription regulatory region sequence-specific DNA binding
Source: RefSeq, a predicted model, not a curated record
UUUUCCUAAGACAAAAGAUAAAGAAAGACACUAUAUUUAUUUGGUAUUGCUGAAAAAUUAUUGAAAUUACCAGUGUCAAUAAUCAUAGAUCAUAUCUUUUCCUUUUACUAAUAUUGAUAAUUUUCAAAAAGUAUUCCAAAUGUACAGUACAAACUGGCUAAUCAUACUUGUACAAAUUAAAUCUCUUGCUAAUACAAGAACAUGCUCUAUAAUGUUUUCACCAUUUAAUUUAGUUUUGAAACAACAAUUAAUUGUGUUAAUAAUAGACUGAAUGUUAUUGUUUUGAAUUGUUUUUCCAGUAUAUUUAUAACUGUAAUUUCUUGUAUGUUCACUCUAUCUAUAGGUUUUGCAUUUUUUUAUUAAAUAGUUGCACAUUAGUUACAUUAAAAAAUUAAUAUAACGGAUGUGCGGUUUUAACUCCUAGUUUGUUUUCUCCUCUAUUAAAAUUCUUUACCAACAACCGGCAUCCCCUGGAGGGAUGAUCCAAACUAGUUUAACUGGUGGAACAUGCUUCUUUCAGUAUUGUGAAAUUUACUUUUCAUUGCAAAGAAGGCUUUUUCUAUUUGUGUUGGAGUCAAAAGAAAUAAUUAACUCGUCAGGCUCUUUUGACAUAAUUUCCAAGCAAAACAUUAAACAGGCUAAAGAAAAAGAUUUAAUAGAAAAAUGGAUUGUAGAUUUGGAUCAAAAUCACUCUACCGAUCUGCCUCAUUCAUUUCAAUGGCUCGAGGAAAUGAAUGGGUUUUUACCUUGUUGCCCUUUCGAUUGUCAAUCUUUAAUGGAUUCAGAAAUACCAAUAGAUGAUUUUCUGCAAAUGGAAAACGAUUUCUUGGAUAUUGAAAAUGAAAUGAAUUUAUCAACUGAAAGGAUAGAUGACAACAGGCAAGAGAUUUCUGGUUACAACUUAACAACUUUAUCUUCUGCAGAAUGCACAAAAUCCAUAAAAUCCACAUCAGAUGUGACUUGUGAUGAUUCUGAAAAAUUUAAUUUAGACGAGCCUUUAGAAAAAUCAAUAUUAACAUUGUCUGCAAGUCCUUUGACUAGCUUGGAAGAUCCAAAUAAUAAAACUAACAUGAUUAUCACAACUUCUGAAGCUCCAUCUCAAUUUUCUUCUGUUUCCAAAGCCUUUCAUAUUGCUAUUUUUGAAAGUUCAGAUAACAUCGAAACAUUGCAUGAUUCAAAUAACAUUGAAUCAUUUCAGGAUCUGAAUGCACUCUUAAACAAGGAAUAUUGUUCUGUUUCCACUUGCACUUCAGAAGAAAUCUUGCACGUGGAUUCAUCGGACAACAAUGCACUAGGAAUUGCAGACAGCAAUCCCGUCGAAAGUAUUAGCGCUAGACCCCACUCUUCCGAAUCCGAAUCCACCUCGUCUUCGGGCAUUCUCUUGGACGGAAGUGACUACUACGAACCACAGAACAAAAGAGCUAAAACCACAGACUGUGCAUCUACUUCCAAAAGUGAAAAAUAUUAUGAGAUGAGAAGGAAAAAUAAUAUAUCGUCUCGUCGUUCUCGACAGACAAAGAAACAAAGAGAGAAAGAACUAGAAGAAAAGGAAAAGCAAUUAAUUAAAGAGAAUGAGAGCUUAAGGAAACAAGAAAAAGAAUUGGAACUUCUUGUACAGAAAGUGAAAGAUAUACUGUUCAAUUCAGUUAAAAAGAAAACUUAAUUUUUUAAAAAUUAAAUCACAUUUACAUUUAUGUCAAUCACAACUUCAUUUCUAUACAUUUGAAUUUUAACAACUCAAAAUCACCUUUAGAACAUACAACUUAGGCUUAUUCAAAUAACUGCUUUGUAAAAAUAUAUAAAUGUCUAAUUUAUAUUUCAUAAGUUUCCUGAAGGUAAAAAGUUUUCAGUAGUUUUUUUUUUUUGCAUAAAAGUGUACAAAAAUGGAUCAUUUUUAUUGAUAAAAAAAUCUUUUCUAAACUAAGAAAUAUUUUUAUGAAUAUUUUAUAUACCCGAAACACAUUUCUCCAUUUUGGAAAGAUCUUUUUUCAUUAAAAGACCAAUUUAUACAUUAACAUAACUUAAAACUAUAGAUAAUUAUUGACAUUCUAAAAUAAACAUGAAUGUAUUCAAUGAAUUCAUAGAAAAAACAAAAGUACUUACUUUAUUUUUAAAUAAAAUUUAAAAAUAAAUGUUGAUUUAUGUAUUUAUCUACAGUUUAAAACAAUUAAGAUCUGUAUCAAGAACAGGUAAAUUGGUUAAUUGUUAAUUAAGAUAUAUAUAUUAUUUCCUGCUUUAUUGGAGGUCGUAUGGUUGUUUACAGUAAAUCUUUCAAACCUUUCAACCCAUCAGAUAACUUUCUUUUAAACACUAGAUAGAAUACUGUUUCUUCUAGGAUUUCCACCUUGAUGAUGGGCUGCAAGUAUAAUGCCAGAAAUAUUAUUAGCUCCCAAAAUAUCAUAACAAAAUGGCAUUUGGGUAUCAUCUAUACAUAUGUACUAAUGUAUGCACUACUAAAAAGUCCUAAAUUCCUAACAGUGGGUCUUACAGUCUAUCAUUCGAAAAUUCCAGACCUGGCAACAUUAGCUGAAAGUUUUGAGACUUAUAGUAAAUAAACAAGACUUCCAAUAAGGCAGCUUGGAGAAGUAAAUUUUUAAUUAAAUUGUAUGCAAAUACAUUGUCUUAAUAAGCCUAUUAAACAACAAUCCUGUUCAAGUUAGCUAAAUUAUAUUUUAAAAAAAAUAGUAUAACUGUUAUUACAAAAAUGAAAAUUUUAAAGUAGAAAACAGCAAUUGAUUUUCAGAAAACACUACUUAAUUAAAUACCACAAGUGCAGUUUUUAUUCUAAAAGGUUAGCAUCAGAUUAAAACAAUUUAUGAAUUUAUCUAAAUUUUUAAAAUAUUUAUUGCAUUCUUCAUAGUUUGUAAUCAAAAUAUUUGAAAAAAACUGAAUUUAACAGAUUUCUUUAUCCCGCCAUUUUCUAUGUUUUUUUGAAAGUUUUCUACAAAAAUGAAUUUGUAUCGACUCCAUAAAAACUGUAUAUGAUCGCGAUUUUCUGGCAUUCAAUUUUGUUAUAACAGGGUUUCGGGUACAAUUUUGGUUUUUAUUUCAUUUUAUAAUUUUACAUUUCAAUAAAAUUAAAAGAAAAAUGAAGAAUUCUUGUCUUUCUGUACUAAAAAUUGCACUUGACCUAUUAUUUCUAAAGAACAAAUACCUAUAUCAAUUUUAUAAUGUAAAGUAAACAAAUGGGUGUUUCAAUCCGUAUAUAUAUAACAAGUUUCUAGAUAUGUAAAAUCUAAAUGUGAGAAUUAAUUACUCCUACUUAUUAGUUAAUUUAAAAAAUAGUAGACACAUCAAGGGGGCAAGUCUAUAAAUUACAUAAUGCAUAUCCCUUAAUUAUAUUAAGGAAUAAUACACAGCACGGAGUACCGAAUGUUAAAUUAUUAAUUAUAUAUAUAACAUACAAAGAAGUGACAAACAGUACGGUUCGCUAGCAAACAAAUACGUAAUGCUAGGGUUGAGAUCCUAGCAUUACGUAACAUUAUAAACUACUCCACCCUCUUGUAACGAUCACACCCAUGUCUACAUUAUUACAUAAUUUAGGGACAACUCCAAGGUCAAUGUUUUAAUCUUCUCCUAAACGAAUCUGAAUCAUGACUCAAAUUCAAUCUGCUCUGAUAAAUUUUCACCAUUUCAUAUUGAAAAGUGUAAUUAAAAGUUGUGCAGCGAUUGCUAGAUGUAAUUGAAGAAGCCCCAACUGCCCCAUUGGGUCUUCAGAUAUGUGGUACAGAAUAAGUUAUUUUGUUUCUUAAUUUAGAUUGCUGAUACACAAGUUCCUACUGGUUUAGAACUGGUGUGCACAUUACUCUUCGCAUGGUAAAAUGACAUUGUGUAUGCGUCAGGAACUUCUGUUCGAACAAACCUGACCUGCCAUCCGGGCCAGCAAUUUUGAAAAGGUGGCAACAUUAAUUCUGGAACAGUGAGACUAAAAAAGGCUCUCUAGGCCUCAGUACCGAGUGAUCCCCACACAAUCUACACAGCAUUACAAUACAUUUUACAAUACUACCGUGUUUGACCUGAAUCUAGAUAUUUUAAGCCGGUGGUCUCGGAAACAUUUCUUACAAAUUAUUCAUUCCAUUGCAUUUCUUGACUACAAGAGUAAAACUUGAUCCCUGAAAGGCCCUGGUUUAUAGUAAGUGUGUAUGUAUUAUUUUGUAAUGGCAUAGUUUUAUUACAAACAGAACUUAAAAAUUAUAUAUAUUGUGCAAAAAUUACCCAAGGGUUACUUGGUAGUUACCUAACUGUCUAUUGUAAUUAGCAUGACUCAUCGAAAUGUCUUUUGACUGUUAUUAAUGUAUUUAGAUGACUCACGAGCGAUUAAUGUAAAAUG